AGCAUUCGAGAAAAACAGAACAGCUGUUCUAAGUCGCCUUUUCGCAGUUUGUUUUGUUUUGGUUAAUCUCUCGAAAUUAUGUUUUCUCCAACAAAAUAAGAAUUUAAUUUAUAAGUAUAUAAGAUGCUCCGACUCGUACUGUCGCCCAGGACUAGUGGCAUCUGUGCGCGUAAUUUCUCCCACGAAAAGUCGAAAAAGACGGAAACCCACUAUGAGGUGCUGAAUAUAAGUAACGACUGCAGCAGCAGGGAUGUCCGCAACGCUUUUGUUAAGCUCUCCAAGCUGUACCAUCCCGACGUUCUGAGCAAUGCAACAAGUCCCGAACGCACAGCCCGAUUCGUUCAGAUAUCCGAGGCCUAUAGGACCCUUAUUAAGCCGCAGAGAAGGCGCGACUAUGAUGACAGCCUUCUGUGGCAACCGCAACGCUCUGAUCGCAGUCCCGUGGGCGAGGAUGGCAGCAGUCCCCUUUGGGAAGUGAGGCCGAACUACGAUCCAAAUCCGGGACCCUACUAUGGCAUUAAGGGAGUGAACAGGGUUUCCAACUGGCGAGUGGCCUUGGUAUUAAUGGCUCUUGGAGUGUUUGGCGCCCUCUUUGGCUUCGCGUCCGUCAAGCACUCUUUCGAGCUGAAUCGCCAGAUGCAGGACGAAAUCUCGGCAGAAGCCGUUUCCCACCACGCCGCCGUCGUGGCCGAUGCUCAGAAGUAUGGCAACGAGGAGCAAGUGCGCCGUAUGAUUGAUCGUAUGUCACGGAACCCCUUCAGCCAGGCCACAAGCACCAAGUAAAUAACAAUUCUUUUUUUUUUUUGUUUUUAUGGACAAAAGACCAAAUUAAACGUUAAAGCGGAUAUAUAGAUAGAAA
Drosophila serrata is the source of this 859-nucleotide messenger RNA. RefSeq names its product DnaJ-like-60 (gene DnaJ-60). The record is from RefSeq and is a predicted model, not a curated record. NCBI's taxonomy places the organism in Eukaryota, Metazoa, Arthropoda, Insecta, Diptera, Drosophilidae.